Molecule: messenger RNA, 1711 nt
Organism: Lutzomyia longipalpis
Lineage: Eukaryota; Metazoa; Arthropoda; Insecta; Diptera; Psychodidae
Gene: wash
Product: WASH complex subunit 1
Exons: 1
Coding region: 288-1586 (432 amino acids)
Biological process (GO): exocytosis; retrograde transport, endosome to Golgi; Arp2/3 complex-mediated actin nucleation
Cellular component (GO): WASH complex; recycling endosome; early endosome
Molecular function (GO): actin binding; alpha-tubulin binding; gamma-tubulin binding
Source: RefSeq, a predicted model, not a curated record
GGACGUGCGAGAUUGAUGCCGAGAAUACAUCGGGCGUAUGCCGAGACCAAUGCCGAGAUUUCAUAUAAAAAUUUGUCCCACGCAUAUUCCAUUCAAUUAUUGAAACUCGGCAAGAUCUCGGCAUUGGUGGAUUUGCCGAGAUGCCAAGAUUUACGUGCCGAAAUCUUGCCGAGAAUCCCCACUGGGAUUGUAAAAACGGCUAAGUCGGUUUGGAGCUCACAGGUGAAGAAGAGGAAGGAUCAGGACAAGAGAACAGAUCAAAUUUAGUUCGUAGAGACGUUAGAAUAAUGAACUUGUACAGUAUUCCAGUAAUUCAGCAAGAUCUUCGACAUGAAGAGGCAAUAAUCCAGGCGGCAAAUACAUUUGAACUUCUUGAAAAUGUCAUAAAUGAUGUUUUUGCAACAAUCAACAAGCGGAUUGAUAAGAAUAAUGCCCGAGUUGACGAUAUUCAAAGAAGGAUAGCUGUGGCGAAUGCUAAAGUUGAGAGUCUCGUGGGUAUAAAGAAGGCCAUAACAAUCUACUCUCCAGCAAAGUAUCCAGCUGGUGAGAGUGUUCCGGACAUUGAGGUGACAUUCCCAGCACACAAGGAACCUCUGAUACAAUUAAAUGAAGACUAUACAGUUGAGAGCUCCUUGGAUCCCACAAGUCACAAACGUCUUCAGGAUAAAUUGCACUUCUACCAUGUCCGGAAGGUGGAGAAUAGCUCAGGAGUUUCACUUCCGGAAGGUCUGGGAGCACCUCCGGAUAAUAUUGAGUCAAUCAACUCAUUCCUCCUCUUCAAUACAACGGAAAAUCCCUAUGAGCACUACAAGAAGGUAGAUCCACUGAGUGGAACAAUUCGUACAACGUCAUCAUCAACGGCCAUUGAGGAUGAGAGUCAGAAGAUGGAAGCAGCUCCACUUUCCAUCUCCAACCGGAAUGCUCAACCGAAGAAAGUUCCUGAGAAUUUCUUCUAUACGCCCCAAUUUGAUGAAGCACCAGCGCUAGAUGUCCCAGAUGAUUUACCCGAUUUACCAGGGAUUGCUGGGGAUGUGAUGUUCACCGAAGGACUCCCAAAGGUUCCUGUUGCAGUUCCAGCUGCCCAAACUCCUGGUGAGAUUUCCACACUUCUUCCCACGGAUGAUGAAUUGGAUCUACAUGCACCAAUUGUGAGGACUCUGGCUGUUCCAGAAGUGGAAGAUAGGCAUGUCGAUGAAACACCAUCAGCAGCUCCUCCGCCACCACCACCACAACCACUUCCUGAACCCCCAGCGGCAUCUACACCACUCCCCAAGGAUGCAUCCGGAAGUAAAUUACCACCAAUGACAGAUGCAAGGAGUAAUCUAAUGGAGGCAAUUCGGCAGGCAGGUGGGAAGGCAAAACUUCGUGCGGCUGAACAGAAACCUGCUGGGAAGAAGGAAACCUCAGCACCGGCUGCUGGUGACCUCAUGGCGGACCUACAUAACAAGCUAUCAAUGCGACGGAAGGGUAUUUCCGGGGCAAAGGAUCCUUCUGGUGUAAUGGACAAGAUGUCUGCACUCAUUCCUCCACCGCCUAAGCCAACGGCAUCAACAACAGACGCCAGUGAGGAUGAUGACUGGGAAUGAAAAGCUUCGGAGAAUCUGGGAAAAAAUGUCCUCUUGGAGGCUGAAUAUUAAUCUUAAUUCAUUACUUUUGUGAUUAAACUUUGAUAAAAUUUUAUAAAGAAUAUUAAAUAAAUUAACUUGAAGAA